Molecule: messenger RNA, 5217 nt
Organism: Conger conger (European conger)
Lineage: Eukaryota; Metazoa; Chordata; Actinopteri; Anguilliformes; Congridae
Gene: homer3b
Product: homer scaffold protein 3b
Exons: 10
Coding region: 569-1660 (363 amino acids)
Biological process (GO): G protein-coupled glutamate receptor signaling pathway; regulation of store-operated calcium entry
Cellular component (GO): dendrite; postsynaptic density; cytoplasm
Molecular function (GO): G protein-coupled glutamate receptor binding
Source: RefSeq, a predicted model, not a curated record
AGAGCAAGGAAAUGCCACCGAGCGAAAGUGCCGAUUCCCAUGCGUUUGACAGUCUAGAUUAGACAGUUCCUGACAUUAAUAAAAACGGCAUAGCUUAUCAUUUUUCAGCCGGUACUACAAUAGCUACUUGUGAAUACAAGCUGAAGCUCGUGAGUCUUCAAGGUUAGUGGAGUAGCCCACCGCCAAAGAGUCAAAGAAAAAAAACAAACGAAGACGGGACUAUCGAUGAAUAAAUGAACAUAGACAAAGCUACUCUUUACGCCUGAAAGGAACAACAUCAGGAACUUGAGAAAUGUCUACAUUUUAGCACUGGACGGGAAUUCGGACGGAAACACCCUUUACAGAUGUUCGCGUAGCUCUUAACGGCAAAUCGGAGCGAGUAGCUUUAGUUCUUUUCUCCACAUUGAAAUUCCGGUGGAAAUUUUAGAAGCAUCCGGAUCCGGAGUCGAAAGAAAGGAAAGAACAUUUACACACAUUUUCACUUCUCAGGAAGCUAUUGUGAUCGGAUAAAACCAUAUGGAGCUUUUGUAACGAAAAUGGGAAGAGGAGCCUGAUCUGUCCUGUAAUAAUGUAUCCACAACAUAGAGAAAGGGAGCAGCCCAUCUUCAGUGCCCGGGCGCACGUCUUCCAGAUCGACCCGGCGACCAAGAGGAACUGGAUCCCCAGCAGCAAGCAUGCCGUCACCGUGUCCUUCUUCUACGACGCCAACCGGACCGUCUACCGCAUCAUCAGCGUCGGCGGCACGAAGGCCAUUAUCAACAGCACCAUCACGCCCAACAUGACCUUCACCAAAACCUCGCAGAAGUUCGGUCAGUGGGCGGACAGCCGGGCCAACACCGUCUACGGCCUCGGCUUCGCCACCGAACAGCAGCUGCAGCAGUUUUCGGAACGGUUCAGUGAGGUGAAGGAGGCCGCUCGCCUGGCACGGGAGAAAUCGCAGGAGAAGUUCGAGCUGACCAACCCUGCCCUCAACAUCGCAGCGCCACAGGACAUGUCUGAGGACCGGCAGUCACCCCCCCUGCUGUGCGAGAACGGCCCUGGGGAGGACAAGCUGUUCCGGAGCCGGAGCGCUGACAUCGAGCUCUCCGCCGAGAAGGAGCGCAUCAAGAAGAUGCUCUCGGAAGGGUCGAUAUGCGAGAUGAACUUGGAGGCGGAGCUGUUCACUCUGCAGGACAGCAACGCCAAGCUGGUGGCGGCGCUGCAGGAGGCCAACGCUAACGUGGAGCAGUGGAAGAAGCAGCUGGCCGCCUACCAGGAGGAGACGGACAGACUGCGCGACAAGGUGGCGGAGCUGGAGGCUCAUGGGGCGCGGCUGUGUCCCGGGGAGACGGUGAAGGACGAGCUGACGCAGUCGUUGGAGGAGCUGGAGGCCCUGCUCAAGGCCAAAGACGAGGAAAUCCACGUUCUGCAGGCCAAGAAAUCGGAUUUCCACGAGCUGGAGCAAGCAAGGGCGGAGGCCAUCCGCAGACUACAGGAUCUGGAGAGGAGGAACGUGGAGCUGGAACAGCGAGUGCAGCACGCCGAACACACCCUGGCCUCCUCCAGGGAUGAGCGGGACCUGGCCAGGCGGGAGGUGCACAAGGCCCUGGACGUCCUGGACGUCAAGAUCUUCGACCUGAACGACCUGCGGCAGAGCCUGGCCAAGCUAAUCGACAAAUAGCCUGCAACCCGACACCAGAGAGACAGAGAGGGAGAGAAAGAGAGAGAGAGAGGGAGAGAUAGCAGGGGCUCUUUCCAAUUGCUUAUGUCAUCUCGGCUUGGCUUUUCUGGCACCUUUUCCUGCUCCUAGCUCCACCCGAUGGGAGAGGUUAGGAAAAAGGCGAGAAAAUGUGAAGAUGGAGAAAAUGUGAAUUAGGCAAAUAGAAUGUCCUUUCUCCUUCAAAGGUCAGUUCGAAGGCACGUCAGUUACAGACACGGUGGAUACAAGGGGGUGGAUCCACAGGUCGAUCAUUUAUCAGGUCAGGCUUUCCGGGAAAAAAAAUACUUCCGCAAAGGAUGUGCUCAUGUUUCCUUGGCUCAAAGAAGUGUUUGGGAGUUCCUAACUUCUACUUCUGGCUCCUAGAUGGAACAUUAAAUGGGUUGGAAUGUCCUAAAAGAUAGUGGACCUCGAUCAAGUUCCCGGUCAGGGGCCACGAAAAGAGGUGAAAAAUAAGCCAUUGGAAUGAGCCCCAUGUCCAUAUCUACUCUUGCACAAGCACAUUUCAGCACAAGAUGAAAGCAAGAAGGACGGGCUGCCUGUCUCUUAGGAGUCUUCUGCUACAGCACAGUCCAUUACAAGAAAAUUAGAUGCUUUUCAACGUGGUGAACUUAUGGUACGGUAAUACCCGCAUAGGCGUUUUUUCUUCUUCUCUCGUUGUUCCUUAGUGACGGGGUUCACGUAGUCAUUCUGCUUCAUCCCAGGUACUUCAUGGUAUUAUCAAAAACUCUCGUCAGUCUCAACAACAGAGAAUAGGGCCAAACUUUUAUAUAAGCUUGUUCUAGUCCUGGCAUUACCUAGACUACAGUGAGUAGUAUUGUUACUACAAGCGCAAUUUUUUACCUUAUAGAUAUUGAGUUUUGGAAACUCAGGAAUACCAUGGGUAGGUGCGGUAAGAAUCCCCAAAUGGGUAGCUUUGAAUGGGGAAGCACUCACCCCAGAUCUACAGCAGGGUUCAUCCUCUCAAACCUCCAGCCAAUUGCAGAAAAUGUGGGAGAAAAUGUAGACGAAACUAACAUUACAUAGUCACAAGAACAAUUGCUGCUGCAUUCUACUUCUUUUGGCAAUGCAAACGGGUACAUUGACCAUUCUGAAGUUUCAUGUUUACUUAGGCAUGUGUGAACUAAAAAUCCAUCCAUCUAUUUUCUAAACUGCUUACUCCUGGUCAGGGUCGCUGGAGGACUGGAGCCUAUCCCAGCAUGCAUUGGGCGAGAGGGAAGAAAUGCAUCCUGGACAGGUCACCGAUACGUCAUAGGGCACACGCACACCAUUCAUGCAACACAUUCAUACUCUUAAGGGCAAUUUAGACUCUCUGAUUAAUGUACCCUGAAUGUCUUUAGAAAGUGGGACAACCAGAGGAACCUCACACGGACAUGGGGAGAACAUGCACCAUGCACACAGAAAGGCCUUUGUUGGGUACCUUUCUGGUACGUUCUUGCGGAGAGGCAACAGCAAUACUCACUGCACGGCUAUGUUGCCAUGAAAUCAGUUUCCCCACAUUAUCUUUGAGUAAUUCAUGUUGCAGCAUUUCCGAUUCAUUGUGACCUUAUAGCUACCGAUGUAAGUGUAAGUGAUCAGCUACCAGCAUUAAGACGAAAAGAAUCGCAAGUUAACUCACUUGCUUGGAAUUAUGGUACAACCAUAUGUCUUUUUUGUCACUUUCUUAAGCAGAUAAUCAGACAACAUGGACUAAAUUCCUCAUGUAGAAAAUCCCAUCCCCACUGUCAGAAUCUGUUAUGCGAUAUUAUUAUUCCAUGUUUCCUGUUUAAGAAAGUACCAAUUUAAUCUUUUGUGUUUAUUGAACUGUUGAAAAGGGUAAAAACAAUUAUUUUCAAUUUUUCAUAACCGAUUACUCUCACCUACAGAACAAGACAAAAAGGUAUGCAACGGUUGCAGGUUUAAUUACUGUUAUCAAAUCUAUGUGACAGUCCUGAUGCUAAGGUGGAACUGUAUUACAACCGAUAAUUAAAAUGUGUUGGAUGGCGAGGUGGAGGGGAGGAGAGGUGUGGCAUGUAUUAUUAGAGUUAGAGUUCAGAACAUACCAAAAAUGUGUGCCCGAGCAGAGCUUUUCUACCAUCUUAUAGAACUAACUAAUAGAACUUUCACAUCCGUCAUUUGCUUCAUGUCUGAAUGAUUAUUGAACAUAAUUGCACAAAACACUUCGUAGGUAAUUAGACGCAUUGAAUUCACAGUAAAAUCUUCAAGGAUCUUGCAAAAGAUUAAUUUGAUGUUCAUGUUAAGUGGAUUAUUUGUGGCUUGUAAACAUUUUACCCUAGAUUUUGCAGUUGCUAGAGCUGGAUACACACUUAAUCUCAGCAGCCGUGAUUUUAUCCUCUAAACAAGGAAGCUUUUAGCUUGACAGCAAUGGAUUUGCAACUGCUUCCAUUUGCUUUGUUUUGCCCUGGUAGCCGUGUAGAAUUUCUAUACUAUAAAGUGUACGUGAAAAUGGGACUGUACAGUAUUGCGUGAACUCAGUUUCUAUUAAUUAUUCUAUUCUUUUUACACAAAAGAAUUACACAAAUCUUGAGUGCAGAUCAAUAUGGUGUCAUUAUACGUUGUCUAUGAUGAUCAAUCUUAUAUGCAGUUAUUCAAUGUGUAUUCCCAUCUCGUAAUUACGCUGAUAAAAGAACACAUUCAUUAGGGAUUAAGUCUGACGAAGCAGCCUUUGCUUGUUCGUAUCCCAUUAAGAAUGCCCAUUAGAACUUGGUGACUCCUCAAAUAUAUUAAUGCAAUUGUGAGUACCCUCUCGUUGCAGUUCUGUUCUAAACCCUGCUAAACCAUUGAUGUGUAAGUUUGUGAGAGGUCUUGAGUACACAGCCGUGUCAAAAUGAUAUGAAAUAGUCGUAAUUUACUCAUUAGGUGGUGCCACUAGAGAGCAAGCCCGUAAUGCAAAAAUUAAAUUUGAAUAUGUAUAUUCAUAAUCAUCUUUAAAUAAUGAUUAAGAAUAUGGUUAUAUUUCUUUAACAAGAAAAAGUGCAUUAUUCAAGAAAACUGGGAGAAUUAUAAUGUCUAUGGGAAGAAAAGACUGGGAGUUGAAAAUGAAACAUUCAAAGCAGAGACAUUUUGAUUUUGUCCUUUGUCAUAUUGGUCUUUAUACAGCCCCACAUUGUGUUAAUGGACCUACUGCAGAAGCUUUGACAGCUUUAUCAGCCAAUCAACGAUCUGUGUGUGCUAAUGUCACGUUCAAAAUUAAAAAUUGAUGUCUUGUGUAUUUUAGUUUACCUAGUUUGAGGAAAAAGGAAAAAAAACAAAAACACUUUUGACUAUUUAGAGAUUUGUUUACAGAACUGAAGACUGCAUGUUGUAGGGAGACGUGAACAUUGUAUUACACUUUAGAACUGAUUAGAAGAUUUAUGCAGUCAAAAUCAUUUAGAAAUUAUUUUUAUGUGUAUAAAACUAGAGGUUAUACAAUGCUGAAUUUAUAAAGUAAAGCUGAUUGCUCCUAAUAAUGCAUAAGAUAUCAACAGCAGAAUGUCUGACUAUGGCAUAAUUGGUCUUAAAUAAAAGUGCAUACUUAGGUA